Molecule: messenger RNA, 1931 nt
Organism: Raphanus sativus (radish)
Lineage: Eukaryota; Viridiplantae; Streptophyta; Magnoliopsida; Brassicales; Brassicaceae
Product: protein NRT1/ PTR FAMILY 5.2
Exons: 5
Coding region: 87-1856 (589 amino acids)
Biological process (GO): dipeptide transport; transmembrane transport
Cellular component (GO): membrane
Molecular function (GO): tripeptide transmembrane transporter activity; dipeptide transmembrane transporter activity
Source: RefSeq, a predicted model, not a curated record
CGACUCUCUUCACACAAAUAUCCACAUUAAAAGAAUACACAGAAACUAUCAAACAAAGAAAAAAAAUAUAGAGAGGAGAGAGAGAAAUGACAGUAGAAGAGGUAGGAGAUGAUUACACUAAAGAUGGAACUGUUGACCUUCGUGGUAAUCCUGUUCGAAGAUCCAUUAGAGGUCGAUGGAAAGCUUGUUCCUUCGUUGUCGUCUACGAGGUAUUUGAACGUAUGGCUUAUUACGGGAUAUCAAGCAACCUGGUGAUCUACAUGACUACUAAACUGCACCAAGGAACAGUCAAGUCGUCAAACAAUGUGACUAACUGGGUUGGGACUAGUUGGCUCACUCCCAUCUUAGGUGCUUAUGUCGCAGACGCUCAUCUCGGUCGCUAUAUUACUUUCGUCAUUUCCUGUGCUAUCUAUUUUUCGGGGAUGUUGGUCUUAACAUUAUCAGUAUCUAUACCGGGAAUUAAACCACCAGAAUGUUCAACGGCUAAUGCGGAAGACUGCAAAAAGGCUUCAGUUUUACAGUUAGCAGUUUUCUUUGGAGCAUUAUACACAUUAGCGAUCGGUACGGGCGGUACAAAACCGAACAUUUCCACCAUAGGAGCAGAUCAAUUCGACGUAUUCGACCCAAAAGAGAAAAUUCAAAAACUAUCUUUCUUCAAUUGGUGGAUGUUUAGUAUUUUUUUUGGUACACUCUUCGCAAACACUGUUCUUGUUUAUGUUCAAGAUAACGUGGGAUGGGCCUUGGGAUAUGGACUUCCGACAAUAGGUCUAGCUAUAUCCAUUUCUAUUUUCUUGAUGGGCACUCCGUUUUAUCGUCAUAAACUUCCCACGGGAAGUCCUUUCACGAAGAUGGCUCGAGUCAUUGUGGCUUCACUUCGCAAAGCCAAAGCGCCGACGCCGAUGGCACGUGACCUUACACACUUUCACGAGCUGCCUUCACUGGAAUAUGAGCGGAAAGGCGCCUUUCCGAUCCAGCCCACUCCAAGUCUAAGGUUCUUGGACAGAGCUUCACUCAAAUCAGGAGCAACCCAUAAAUGGAAUCUGUGUACUAUCACAGAAGUUGAAGAAACAAAACAAAUGUUGAGAAUGUUACCUGUGUUGUUCAUAACUUUUGUCCCAAGCAUGAUGAUCGCCCAAAUCAACACUUUGUUUGUCAAACAAGGAACCACUUUAGACCGUAAGGUCACUGGAAAUUUCAGCAUCCCACCAGCGAGUCUAGGCGGCUUCGUCACGCUCUCAAUGCUCAUCUCUAUAGUCAUAUACGAUCGGGUCUUUGUCAAGUUAACUCGAAAAUUCACUGGAAAUCCAAGAGGCGUUACUCUGCUUCAACGAAUGGGAAUUGGUCUUAUCUUCCACAUCCUCAUCAUGAUCAUAGCAUCUGUCACUGAGAGGUAUAGACUCAAUAUCGCUGCUCAACAUGGACUCACACACCAAACUAAAGUAGAGCUACCCUUGACUAUCUUUGCUUUGCUUCCUCAGUUUGUGCUAAUGGGUAUGGCUGAUUCCUUCUUAGAGGUUGCAAAGCUCGAGUUUUUCUACGACCAAGCUCCUGAGAGCAUGAAAAGUCUAGGAACAUCUUAUUCGACAACGAGUUUAGCCGUUGGGAAUUUUAUGAGUAGUUUCUUGCUGUCAACGGUUUCUGAGAUAACGAAAAAGCGAGGAAGGGGAUGGAUUCUGAACAAUCUUAAUGAGUCUAGGUUGGAUUAUUAUUACUUGUUCUUUGCGGCUCUAAAUUUGGUUAACUUCGUCUUGUUCUUGGUCGUGGUUAGGUUUUAUGUUUAUAGAGCUGAGGUUACUGAUUCAGUGGAUGUGAAAGAGGUGGAAAUGAAGGUAAAUGAUGUCAAAGAGAAUGAGUAGUCUAAAAGUAAUAAUAUGAUGAUAUAGUUCUUUCAGUGUAACUUUGUUUGAGACUUAAUACAUUUAAAUUUUUCA